Molecule: messenger RNA, 2020 nt
Organism: Glossina fuscipes
Lineage: Eukaryota; Metazoa; Arthropoda; Insecta; Diptera; Glossinidae
Gene: RIOK2
Product: serine/threonine-protein kinase rio2
Exons: 6
Coding region: 305-1927 (540 amino acids)
Biological process (GO): maturation of SSU-rRNA; protein phosphorylation
Cellular component (GO): cytosol; preribosome, small subunit precursor; nucleus
Molecular function (GO): protein serine/threonine kinase activity; ATP binding
Source: RefSeq, a predicted model, not a curated record
UCUGUGAAAAAUUCCUAAGAUCUGUUGUUAAAACGCAGCGAAGGCUUAUCUUACCAUAUGUAUGGAAGCAAAGAAGAAAUUAUCUUUAUCGCGGGUUGGAUGUUUUAAAUAUUCACCACGUGCCUGAUUUGCAAAAGAAUCUCUUCAGAUGUGGCAAUAUCGUAAACUUAACGGCAGCUGAUUUAUUAAUAUCUCGCUAAAUAAUACCAUGUGUACGUUGGCUUAAAUAAAAAAAAGUGUAUUAGCCACUAAUCAAUACACCUAAGCAAACCAACAAAAAAGUGAAUAAAAUAAAUCGUAAACUAUGGGGAAAUUGAACGUAGAAUUUUUACGUUAUUUGAGUAAAGAAGAUUUCCGCGUAUUAACUGCGAUUGAAAUGGGAAUGAAGAAUCAUGAGCUGGUCACAGGUUCUUUGGCUGCAUCCAUAGCUAAUCUAAAAGCGGGAGGAGUUCAUAAACUCUUAAAAGAGUUGUGCAAACAUAAGCUAGUGUCUUAUGAAAGGGGUAAAAAAUUUGACGGAUACCGUUUAACAAAUACUGGUUAUGACUACUUAGCGCUAAAGUGCUUGACUUUACGCGGCUCAGUCACUUCGUUUGGCAAUCAAAUUGGUGUUGGAAAAGAGUCGAAUAUCUUCAUUGUAGCCGAUGAGGAUGAUAAUCCAAUUUGCUUAAAAUUACAUCGCUUAGGUAGAACUUGCUUUCGUAAUGUAAAAACUAAGCGCGAUUAUCAUGGGCGUCGUCAUAAAGCUUCUUGGCUAUACUUGUCUAGAAUAUCAGCUACACGAGAAUUUGCUUAUAUGACAGCUUUACAUGAACAUGGUUUCCCAGUACCUAAACCUAUUGAUUUUAAUCGCCAUUGCGUUUUAAUGGAGUUAAUUAAUGGCUGGCCUAUGACACAAAUACAUAAAUUGGGAGACCCUGAACAGGUUUAUGAUGAUCUGAUGAAUUUAAUAGUGCGUCUCGGUAAUUCUGGGGUAAUACAUGGAGAUUUCAACGAAUUUAAUAUAAUGUUAAACGAAGAAGACAAGCCGAUACUAAUCGAUUUUCCGCAAAUGAUGUCCACCUCUCAUGAAAAUGCGAAAUAUUUCUUUGACCGUGAUGUGAACUGUGUACGCGAACUAUUUCGUCGUAAGUAUGAUUACGAGAGUUCGGAAUAUCCUAAAUUCUCUGAUUUAAUUCGUCAAGACAAUUUGGAUAGUCAAGUGCAUUGCACAGGUUAUGGUGUUACUAAGGAUAUGGAAAAAGAUUUAAUGAAGGAAUAUGAUAUGAUUAAUGAGCCUGAAUUGGACGUCGAGGAAGCGCAACCAGCUACUCAAGAAGAAAUCGAAAUUUAUCGUCAACAACUUGAAAAUGAGAUCACUUUUAGCGAAUCAAAAACAUGCAAGGAAAGCGAUGCUUCAGUGAGACGUUAUAUAGAGUCGUGCACUCAAUAUUUAAGCAACAUACAACUAGGACCAGAAGUUGAUUUACCUGAAAAUGCAACAUCACUCACAGAAAAUCCAUUUGUAGGUCCUCAAACAGAAUUUGAGGAGACAAAUGCACAAGAACAUCAUCAGAAUAGCAACAACAAUCGGUCUAUAGGCGAAAUGACUGAUCCAGUAGCUGACGUUGAGGGCUUUCAGAAAGAUGAAAAUUCGAAGGAUUCAGAAACGGGUGAAGUACUAGAACUCGACAGGAAUUCACGUUUGGAUCGGUUAAGAAUUGUGGAAAAGUUAUUAGACGAUACGCGGUCGCAGCGUUCAUAUUCCACAAGAGCGAGUACUAUCGCUCCCACUGUUAUAAGCGAGCGUAUGAAACGUAACAUGGAGAAGAGGGAGAAAAUGGAAAUGCGUAAACGUUGUGUGGCAAAGGGCGAAGCAAGUGCCUUACAUCGUCAUCGUAAAGAUAAUAGGGAUGUCGUGAAAGAGUAUGCUGGCUGGGAAUUUUAACGGGGAAGACAAUUUUAUAUUCAUAAUUUUUUAUCAAUAAAAUUUUUGCAUAAAGCCACAACAAAAGAAGACAAGUCUUCCAUUGGCUUGGAU